AUGCGAGAAAGUCGAUUAAAAGAGAUCAAAAUGAACCAACUCAUCAAGGAAAUAAUUUUUUACGUAUUCUACUUAACUCUACUCACGAUUGUGGCCUGUAACAAUCAAGACCCGAGGUCGUUCCUCAUCAAAAACACUCUUCUCAAGGUUCUGCGAACUGAUACGUUUCCUAAGAUUAUCCGACCGCGUCAGUUCUGGAACUGGACCAAUGUCACUCUGCUGCCACAUACUUACACCUCGACCUUAUUGAAUGGGGCGCCUGCUCAGCGAGGAGAUUUUCGAAUACUGACUAGUGGCGUGGGUUACCGUGUCGGACCUGUUCGUUUGCGGCAAUUAAGGUUUUGGGUUGUUUGUUUUGUUUCUGUGAUUUUUUUUUCUUUCGUUGUUUUUGUUUUCUUUUUUUUCUUCUCUCUCUGUUUUCUUUUUCUUCUCUCUUUUUCUUCCCUUCUUUUUUUCUUCUCAUUUUCCUCUUUUUCUCUCUCUCUGUUUAUCUCUUUUCUCUCUCUCUGUUUAUCUCUUUUUCUCUCUCUCUGUUUAUCUCUUUUUCUCUCUCUCUGUUUAUCUCUUUUUCUCUCUCUCUGUUUAUCUCUUUCUUUCUUUUUUCUCUCUCCCUCUCUUUCUUUCUCUCCCUCUUUCUUUGUCUCUCCCUCUCCCCUCUUUCUUUGUCUCUCCCUCUUCCCUCUUUCUUUGUCUCUCCCUCUUUCUUUGUGUCUCUCUCUCUCUCUCUCUCUCUUUGUGUCUCUCUCUCUCUCUCUCUCUCUUUGUGUCUCUCUCUCUCUCUCUCUCUCUUUGUGUCUCUCUCUCUCUCUCUCUCUCUUUGUGUCUCUCUCUCUCUCUCUCUCUCUUUCCUCUCUCUCUCUCUCUCUCUCUCUCUCUGUCCCUCCUCUCUCUCUCUCUCUCUCUCUGUCCUCUCUCUCUCUCUCUUUGUCCCUCUCUCUCUCUCUCUCUCUCCCUCUCUCUCUCUGCGGUUGUUCUCGUGUCGCGCCACUGCACGGAUUGAUAGCCAACUGCAACGAAGAUUAUUCGUUUACAAACGAAGACGAACAGAACUACAAAUCCAAGUGGCAGGCUCUCCCACGAAACGCUUCAGCUGUCGGCCAAGCGUCCAACUCCGCCUGGAGAUACCGUCAUCACAGCGAAAUCGGGGGUAUCCCGAUCAUGGAGCAGGAAGUGCAGACAUUUCGCCAGCUGAGAAUGAAAUGCUUCAAUAGUUUUUGGAACGUUCUGCAGACUCUAAACCUCAGCGCCUCCCUUGUGGCCGUGGCAAUGUACAUUAUGCGUCAUGUAAUGACGAACUCUGCUAUUCAUAUGGUAAAAAAACUGAAAGGUGAAUUCUACAACUUCCAGCGUUUGUCGUUUUGGAGCGACACUUUCUCUGUGAUUCUUGCGUUGUCUGUAUUCCUGUCGACUCUAAAAUUGAUUCACCUCCUCCGUUUCAACCGUCGUAUGUCGAUGCUCUCUCGGACUCUUCAUCACGCCGCCAAGGACCUGUCCGCCUUUUCAAUGGUGUUUUCGGUAUCUUUCUUCUCGUACGCCUGUCUCGGCUACAUGCUGUUCGGCACCACAGCCGCCGCCUACGCCAGCAUCGUCAGCAGCCUAGAAACGCUGUUCAUGUUCGCCCUCGGGAAGUACCAUUACCACACGUUGCGCAUGGCUAACUGGAUCCUGGGUCCCAUUUAUUUCUUUUCUUUCACCAUGUUUAUCACGUUCAUUUUGCUGAACGUGUUCGUGACUAUAUUGAACGAUUCGUUCGCCCUGGUACGCAGCGAUAUCUCCAAGCAGGCUAACGACUACGAGCUUGUGAACUUUAUUUUGGGCCGAUUUAAAGAAUGGCUUGGAAUCGACAUUGAGCACUUCUUCGUCAAUAUCAGAAAGAAAAAGCCGGAGGAAAAUAAUCGUGAAGGUGUUGAUAGUGUGGAAAGAGUAAGAGAAGCAAUGUCGUUUAGCAAUGUCGGUACUUUUUCGUUGGCAAUGUCGUGUACUUUUUUCGUUGGCAAUGUCGUACUUUUUUAG
This is a messenger RNA of Acanthosepion pharaonis, 2013 nucleotides long. The record is from the annotation of a GenBank genome assembly. Lineage: Eukaryota; Metazoa; Mollusca; Cephalopoda; Sepiida; Sepiidae.